ACAAAAGUGGAUUUGUUUAGGCCGCUACAUCCAUCCAGGGCGAGUGAGGGUCAUGUAAUUAUGUCCUCUCUCUAUUCUUAGGCACUUUCCUAUUUCUUUCUCAUUCCUCUGUAUAAAUAAAAACACAUUGUUCAUUCAUCAAGUUUGUGCCGUGAGAGAAGAAGGGAGAGAAAAGAAAAUGGGUAGAGGAGAAGAUCGAGAAGGGGUCGCAGCAGCCGGGGGCUUUUUCUGGUCCUACACCGACGAACCCCAUGCCACACGACGUCGUCUGAUCCUCUCCAAAUACCCUCAAAUCAAACAACUCUUUGGCCCCGACCACUCCGCUUUUUUCAAGAUUAGUGGAGUUGUUUUGCUUCAGCUUGGUACUGGUGCUUUACUCCAUGAUGCUGGCUGGCUGAAGAUUUUUUUAGUAGCAUACUUUUUUGGUUCAUUUCUCAACCAAAACCUCUUUUUGGCUAUCCAUGAGUUGAGUCACAACCUGGCCUUCUCAACUCCAGUCUACAACCGUUGGUUAGGGAUUUUUGCCAACCUCCCUGUAGGUGUGCCCAUGUCUGUUACCUUCCAAAAGUAUCACUUGGAGCACCACCGCUUCCAAGGUGUAGAUGGCAUUGAUAUGGAUGUCCCUAGCCUCACUGAAGUCCGUCUUGUGAAAAAUAUGAUUGCAAAAACCAUUUGGGUCUUUUUACAGCUCUUCUUUUAUGCAUUUAGACCUCUCUUUCUUAAGCCAAAACCUCCUGGCAUUUGGGAAUUCAUCAACUUCUCUGUUCAGAUAGCACUUGAUGUGUCGAUGGUUUACUUUUUUGGCUGGAAAGCCCUUGCCUAUUUGAUACUUUCCUCAUUUCUUGGUGGUGGGAUGCAUCCAAUGGCUGCUCACUUCAUUUCAGAGCAUUAUGUGUUCAAUCCUGACCAGGAGACUUAUUCUUACUAUGGACCUCUGAAUUAUCUAGCUUGGCAUGUGGGAUACCAUAAUGAACACCAUGAUUUCCCAAGAAUUCCUGGAAACAAGCUUUACAAGGUGAAGGAGAUUGCUCCGGAGUUUUAUGAUAGUUUAGCAUCCUACAGAUCUUGGAGCCAGAUCAUUUACAUGUACAUUAUGGAUCGAACAGUUGGACCUUUUAGCCGAAUGAAGAGAAAAUCCAGUAAAGCCGAAUAGAUGUUCUAAUACACAUCAUUCAUCCCCCCUCCCCCUUUUGAUGUCUCCUAUUUUGGACAAUUUUUAUGUGCAACAGAAGAAUGUAAUGUAGUUUUUGACCCAAAUAGCAAGUCAUUUGUUCAUUAGCCAACAUUUUGUGCAAAAUAUUUUUGGUUUUGGGGAUUCCUCCUUCAA
Messenger RNA from Glycine soja, 1327 nucleotides. RefSeq names its product sphingolipid delta(4)-desaturase DES1-like. Gene Ontology annotation, cellular component: membrane. Gene Ontology annotation, biological process: ceramide biosynthetic process. The coding region runs from base 179 to 1153 and encodes 324 amino acids. The record is from RefSeq and is a predicted model, not a curated record. Lineage: Eukaryota; Viridiplantae; Streptophyta; Magnoliopsida; Fabales; Fabaceae. Gene Ontology annotation, molecular function: sphingolipid delta-4 desaturase activity. The transcript is spliced from 2 exons.